CAUGAAGAUUUUGUUGGGUCAAUUCUGUCAAAAUGACACUUAUGACAACUUGGCUACAUCUUAAUUCUCUGUUACCCGUCACACUAUCGUCCGACUCCGAACGACCUAGAAGUAGAAGCAGUCAGAACUUCGGACAUCCUCGAUGGCACGGUCAUCAAUCUCAAGAGUGAAAGAAGAUAAAUACCAGACACUGGUGUAGUACAAGUUAACCCAACAACAUGUUUAAUAAUUUGUCUUGAUUACUGUUUAUUGUGAACAGUUAUUUUGUUGAGAGAAUUGCAUCUUUCCUAUAAUUAUUGAUGACAAGAACUUCCUGUUUGUCACGCAGCCAGAUAUUUCAUACACGUUAACCGUCAGAGGAGAAAGAGAAGAAAGAAAAUGACAACCACAGAAAAAGGUGGAGGUGUUUUGGAUGGUGGCAAGACAAAUGGAGCCAUCGAUAUUGAUGAGACUCAAUAUCACGAAAUCUAUGAAAAUGAAAUUGAAUAUGAAAUCAAAGAAUCUCUGGAACCAGAAGUAAAAAAAUGUGCCAAAUGUAGAUCUUGUUGUUUCCAAUGUUGUAGGCCUAUCAUGGCCGAUGAAAAUCCGUUGCCAGAAAAAGCGUCCUGUAUAAGUAGAUUAGCUUUUGCGUUAAUGUGUCCACCUCAUGGUCGUUUAGGAGCAGUGAUGGUAUGUGUUUUAUUAUUUGGUUUGUGGUAUGGUGUCAUGUAUUUUUUAACUAAAGAAGAUAUGUUACCCGGAGGAAAUAUAUUCUCGUUAGUUGUAUUGUUCAUGGCUUGUUGGAGUGGUGGAUAUAUUUUUAAUUUAAUACGUCUCCCAGCUUUGUUAGGUAUGUUGAUUGUUGGUUGUUUAUUAGGAAAUGUUCCACAUAUAAAUGUUGCAGAUGACAUCCAAAUGACUUGGUCUAUAGGUGCCAGGCAAAUAGCAUUGGCUGUGAUAUUGAUACGGGCAGGUCUUGGUCUAGAUCCUAAAGCAUUAAAGAGGUUAUCAUUUGUAGUAAUACGUCUAGCGUUUUCACCAUGUUUAAUGGAAACUAUUACAGAUGGAAUAGUAUCACACUUCCUACUGGGAUUACCCUGGGAGUUUGGUUUUAUGUUAGGGUUUGUAUUAGCAGCUGUUUCUCCUGCGGUAGUGGUUCCCUCACUUUUCUUAUUAUCGGAUAAAGGUUAUGGAGUAGAUAAAGGUGUACCAACAUUAGUUAUAGCAGCAGCCAGUAUAGAUGAUGUUUUGGCUAUUACAGGUUUUGGAGUUUUAUUGGGUAUAGCUUUCUCUAAAGGUGAUUUAGUAUGGACAUUAUUUAAAGGUCCAUUAGAGGCAUUAGUAGGAAUAGUGUAUGGUAUAUUUGGUGGUUUGAUAUUAUGGUACCUUCCCCAAAAAUCUAGUAAACAUCUUGGACUUUUUCGAUGUGCAUGUUUAUUGGCCGGUGGUUUGUUUGCCUUAUUUGGAUCUCGACAUGUUAACUGGUCUGGUGCUGGUCCCUUAGGCUGUUUGACACUCCCUUUUGUUGCAGCUUUUAAAUGGCGUCAGGAAACAGCUUCAAAACAAACCAGUGAUCAGAUAGAAGCAGCUGUAGGAGUAUUAUGGAUGAUAUUUCAACCAUUGUUAUUUGGUUUAAUUGGUGCACAGGUUAAAAUAUUAGAGAUUGAUGUUAAUACUAUAGGUCUAGGUUUUGGAACAUUAUGUAUAGGACUUGGAAUUAGAAUGAUAACGUCCUUUCUAGCUGUAUUUGGGACAGAUCUAACAAUAAAAGAGAGAUUUUUUAUUCCAUUUGCUUGGUUACCUAAAGCAACUGUUCAGGCUGCUAUUGGUGGUGUGGCACUAGAUAUGGCAACAAGUGUUGAUAAUAAAGAAUGGAUAGGCUACGGAAAAGAGAUAUUGACUAUAGCUGUAUUAUCUAUUUUAUUAACUGCUCCAAUAGGAUCAUUUAUGAUUGCUAUACUUGGUCCAGUUUUAUUAAAUAGAAGUAAACCAGCUGAUGAAUUACAAGUUGAAGCUCAACCAGAAAUAGAAAAAGAAGACAGUAGUCAUAUUAAUGAUGCUUUAUCUAUUGAUGAUGAGAAUAAAGUUAAUCCUAAUCCUAAUACAGAUGAAACAACAAGAAUGUAAUUUGAAAAGAGUUUUUAUGGAGGACAGAUUCUUUGUGUGCUAUUGGUGCAUAAUAUGACUAGGCAAUCCUGUAGUAAAUGUCUUUUUGUCAUCUCAAAACUUGCCAAAAUAUUUUCCUGUUCAGAAUUUGUGUUGAUCAGUGAACCGCUGAUAAUCAUAAUGAUAAUAUGUUUUCUUGAGCUCCAAAUUAAAUUAUAAAAUAAACUUGAUUCUUUUCUAUAAUUCUCUGUUUAUGUUCAUCUGACAAAUGACCUUAGAAAAUUUAAUAAAAAAUAAUACAAGUUCAUUUGAAAUGAAACCGAAUUCACAUGAGAUAACUUUGUGGAUAUCAUAAGAGUGUGAAGUGAAUAUAAAUAUCAUUUCUGAUAAAGAUUGUCUGAUUUGUACAAUAAAUGGACACAAGUGCAUAGUCGUAACUUUGUGGGGUUUUUUCCUAUUUUUAUAUGCCCACAUUUUCAUGUGGACGUAUAUUGUCGUCGCCCCAGUCCGUCCGUCCUACCGUCCGACUCAACAGGUCACAAUUUUUAUUUGAUUUUGACAAAACUUCAAAUAUAGGUCUAUCUCCAAAAGAUCGCGGUUCCUUUCAAUAUUGGCGUAUAUCGGACCAUAACUUCAUGGAUUAUGGCCCCUGAUUGUACGAAAAAUCAUGUUUUUAGCUUGUGGAUACUCUAGAGGUCACAAUUUUUAUCUGAUUUUGAUGAAACUUGAAAUGCAUGUUUAAAACCCAAAGAUCUUGGUUCCUUUCGAUAUUUGCGCAUAUCGGAUUGUAACUUCCUGAAUUAUGGCCCCUGAUUGUACAAAAAAAUCACAUUUUUAGCGUGUGGUCUCUUUAGAGGUCACAAUUAUUAUCCGAUAUAAAAAAACGUUUGAAUUAUCACCGUGACACUGUAAUGAUGCUUGAGUUCGAAUUUCGUGAAAAUUGGACCAAAACUUCCGGACAAAAUGGCUGCCCCUCGUACGCAAAUAGUGUAAAAAUAUGGUAUAUCAAAGUUGUGGACCCUCUAGAGGUCAUAAUUUUGAUCCGAUUUUGAGGAAACUUGAAAUACAUGUUUAUAACCCAAAGAUCUGGGUUCCUUUCAAAACUCGGGCAUAUCGGAUCAUAACUUCUUGAAAUAUAGCCCUUGAUGGUCUGAAAAAUCACGAUUUUUAGCUUGUGGUCACUACUAGAGGUAACAAUUUUUAUGAAUAUAUCACUGUUACACCCUAAUGAUAGCUGAGUUUGAAUUUCGUGAAAAUCGUACCAAAAUGGCCGCCCUUCGUACACAAAUAGUGUAAAUAUAUGGUAUAUCAAGGUUGUGAACCCUCUAGAGCCCACAAUUUUGAUCCGAUUUUGAUGGAACUUGAAAUACCCAUUUAUAACCCAAAGGUCUUGGUUCCUCUUGAUAUUUGUGCAUAUCGGAUCAUAACUUCCUGAAUUAUGGCCCUUGAUUGCCCUUGUAAUCUCUCUAGAGGUAAAAAUAUUUAUCUGAUUGAAAAAAACAUUUGAAUAUGUCACCAUUACACCCUAAUGAUGGCCGAGCUCAAAUUUCGUGAAAAUCGCAAAUAGUGUAAAUAUAAGGUUAUAUCAAGGAUGUGGACCUUCUAGAAGUCACAAUUUUGAUCUUAUUUUGAUGAAACCUAAAACAUAUCUUUAUAACCCAAAGAUCUUGGUUCCUGUUGAUAUUCGCGCAUAUCGGAUUGUAACUUCCUGAAUUAUGGCCCUUGAUUGCACGAAAAAUUGCUUUUUGUUUUAGCUUGUUCUCUAUCCAUCUCUUGCAAAAAUGUGGGCGUAUCCUGCCUGGCAGCCGCUGGUAUUUUUUCUUUUUUCUUUGAGUACCUUGACAAAAUUCAUUUUCACCUGCAAAUUUCGAUAAUUUGUUGCUGUGAUUUUGUCCCAGAAGUUGAGACAAAAUUGACAACUUCUUUAAUAUUAGCAUGUUUUCAUGAAAUUUGGAAUGUAAGUAGAUCUGACUGAUUCAACUUGAACGAUGUCAUAGGAAAUUUUUUAACGUAUCUCCCCUUGGAGAAAUUAAAGUAGCUAAGUCCGUAACUCAAUAUCAUCCAAAAUCUUCGACAUUGAAAACACGAAUUAUUUUGCAAUUUAAAUCAGCAUUGGUGUUGUGAUCUUACCUGGAAAAGAUGGGCUUCUGAUAUCCAAUAUUUAAGACAAAAUAAACAUUUUACCAUUGGUACACGAAUCGUGUACCAUAAUGCGUUUCAGCGCCAUUUGUAACAAGUUGCUCAAAGAAUGAGGCUAGACAUAUUCCACAAGUCAUGUCAAACGGAGAUAUCAUAUUCUUAUUUGGAGAGCAUGCGCAAUAAAUAAUAUCGGUGUUGACUGGAAUAACAAGACGCUAGAAACUGACUUGCGGUUGAGACUUCUGGCGUAUUUCGCCGAACAUAACUGAUGACAAUUCACAGUAAAACGGACAAGAUUGAAUGUAAAACAGUUUAUAUAAAUUCAUAUUACAUUAUUAUAUGUGUUGCGACUCAUUUGUGCCAAUUUCUAGGUCCAAAAUAUUAGCGAUUUAGCUCCUUUAAGGAUCAGAAUUUUCAACAAAAAAAUCGAAAAAAAAGCAGGUCAGAUUACCUUGAAUCUUUUUUUUCUACCCUAGCUAAGACACUACUGAUGCGUGCACAAAAUAUAAAGUUUGUCGAUCGCACCGGAAGUGCAUCCAUCCUUAAAGGUGAUGCCUAUAAAAUGUAGAGAGCCGAAUUUUGAUAUCGGUCAACAAAUGGUCAUUAUUUUGAAUCAAUAUGAAACAUAGUGAAAAAUCCACGUUAAUAUAUUUCUCAAUAGCUAGGCUGAGGGUUGAAUUUAUGGUAUUUGAAAAUGUCAAAAUUCGAAUUUCGUCUUUGAAGUUUUUCAUGCCAACAAAUUUGUUUAAAGGGACAAUAACACUCUUGCUGGCUUGACAGCUCCAGAAAAUAAACAAAUAGCCUUAUUCUAAGUACUAAGAUGUGUUAGUGUCUUACCUGUUGUGUAAAUUAUCCAUUAAAUCCUAUUUUACUUGUCCAGAGGGUUCAAAAAUAUUUUUAAAUCCAAGUCACAUUUGAAAAGCUUUACGUCAGGCUUUUCAAAUCAUUUAGUUGAAUUUUUCCAAUUUUUUAAAUUAGGUGUGUUAAGAUGAAAUUUGUAUCAUCAAUUAAUUGGAAUAUUGUAAAAUAGUACCAUUUGUUGACCAGAAUAAAGAUUGGGACAUAUUAUUCAGUUACAACAAGAGUGGUAUUGAGCCUUUAACACUUUUUUUCUUAAUAUUCAAAAACUUUGAAAUCAGGUCAAAUGUUAAUGACAAAGGAUUAGAUAGGUCAUUUGGUGCUUAUUUUGAAAGUUUGAUCAAAAUCGAUUGGUAAACAAAUGUUCUGUGCAACUUUUAAAAUGUCAAAUUUUGCCCCGUUGAAUUCUUAUCAUUACAACUAAGAUAAUAAUUCUUUUCUGUUUAAGAUUAUAGACAAAAUCUUUAACAUCUGAUGGGAAGUGCCAGACUUCAAGUUCACAAAGCAUUCUCAGACUUAAGUUAAGAAUUUACUCAACUUUGAAUCACUGUUUAUGAGAAAUAUCGUUGAUCCAGAAACACAAAACUUUGCACAUAGUUUCUUAUUGAUGUAUUUGAUACAUUAAAACAACAAUAGUUUUAUAAAGGGUUAUAUUUUAGUUAAAAUAAGGCGAACAAUUUUGAGUAAAUUCUUAACUUAAGUCUGAGAAUGCUUUGUGAACUCGGGGCCUGGUUGUUAUGAUUUAGCCGUUUUUUUUGUUAGCACGUGCACGCUGUAUCAUAAGGUCUGUCAUUGAAUCAACUGCCGAGGUUUGGAUUCCAACCUUGUUGAUUUUCUCUGGGUCCUCCAGUGUUCUCCCACUGCUAAAGAUCCCUACGCGCAAGCGAAUUAUUGAAAUAAAAUUGAACCAUGUGCCAGUCCUGAAAUGACCUAGUUUGUGUCAAGGGGACACCGUUAAACCUCAUUUCUCUCUCUCUCCCUCUCUCUCUCUGUAUAACUGCCAAUUUUUGGUGGAUCUUAAUAAUUCAUUUUUCUUCUCAUUUUUAAACGGCUUGAUCGAUUUUUUGUGAAACUUAUGGAAAGGGAGGUCUCUCCGAUUACACCAAUGUAAGUGUCAGUUAUCUCUUUUGCCCGGGUGAAAUGUUUCUCGUUUUAACUUAGCCAGUUUUUGACCGAAUUUUAUAAUUCUUUUUCGUUUUAAGAUGCUUGAUAUAAUCCAUAACACAUGACGAUGAAUAUGAAAGCUUUAAUAUCUGCCUGGCACGUCUAGUUUUAUUUACUUUUCUUGAUGAGUGAUAAUUCCUCUUUAAAAACAAAAGGAAAAAUACCAGUUUGAAAUUCAUGUGACAGUGACGGUAUGUAAUAAAUCAAUUUGGAACAUUUUAUCCACCUAUCCUGGGCAUACAGUCUCAAUAUCAUGUAGGAGUAGCAGGUGUGUGUAUAAAAACACUGUACAAUAUAUUUGGGUUAUUGAACAGUGUACUCUAUUGUAGGCCUACAUGGUCCAGUGAUUUGAAAAAGAUUAUUAAAAUUCUUUUUGAGAAGUCUGUACUGUUUCAAAAUGAUUUUUUGGGAGAAAAGUUGGACUGAAAGAGAAAAAAAAUUUCUCAGGGUUCAUAUUAAAUAGUAGCAGUAAUGUUGUUUUGAGGAAAAAAAAUCAGAAAACAUUCCUUAAUUUUUAUCAAAUAAUUGAUAACAUGAACUCGGCUUUAUAGUUUAAUCUGUAUAUAGUUAAAUACUAGACCCAUAAAAAUGUAUAUCUAUAUAUAUUGGAUGCUUGUAUUGUUAUUAUGAUGUUUGUUGGUAUUAUCCAUUUUAUGAGCAAGGAAUUAAAUAUUAAAUUGACUAGAUGUUUUCGAUUUAGGUCAAAAUUAAAAAUGUCAAUUUCAUUGGAUUUUGACUUUUAAAAAUCAAUGAGGCUUUAUUUUUUAGCUGCUUAGAAUCUUUCAACUCAAUUAUGGUAAUACUCUGUUUAUACAGGCAUUUUUUGUUUUUCAUUGAAUUUUUUCACAUAAUAUGUUUUUCUUUUUGUUUUAUUCCAUAAUUAUAUGCUCACAUUUCACCUGUCCCUCGGUCCGUCAACAAUUGACUUGUGAACGCGAUAGAGGCUUGAGUAUUUGAUGGAUUCUUUUUAAAUUUGGUCAUUCGAGGACAAACCCUAUCAAUUUUCAGUGUUCUGAGACUUUUCGCUCCAGAGUUCCCUUCUUCAUUAGCCUAGUCAGAGCAGAAAAGUAGGACGUUAAAUCUCAUUUCAUUUCCAUUUCAUUUUAUGUUCCUGAGUUACGCUCCUUAUUCCAAAACACUUGUGACGCAAUAGAGGCUACAGUCUUCUACGGAUUAUUUUCCAAUUUGGUGUGUAGCAAUGUGGUCAUGGAUGGAUGAACAUAAAGUUUUUCUUUUUAUUUUAUUCCAUUUUUAUAUGCUCAAAUUUCACCCUGUCCCUUGGUCCGUCAACAAUUGGCUUGUGAACGCGAUAGAGGCUUGAGUAUUUGACGGAUUAUUUUUAAAUUUGGUCAUUAUAGGACAAACCCUAUCAAUUUUCAGCGUUCUGCGACUUUCCAUUCCAAGUUUUCCUUCCGGAUAAGCUGCAGUUGAGACAAAGCUGCUGUGUGGGUGUAUUCCACGCUCUACAUGGCUAUCUUUGAAAGAUCUAAUGCCUUCACUACAGGCACUCAGUGAGUAAGGCACUGUUAAACUAACAAGGAGGUCUGGGGUUUGAUCCCCGUGUUGACCAAGAAAGUUAGGCCUACUCAGGAUUUUCCAGUGUGGUUUCUUUCUUGUCAGUGGUGCAGGAUGGUGGGCAUGGCAAGGUACAAUGUCUAGUCAUUUGGAUGCAACAAAAAACUGAGGUCCUGUGUACACCUUGGAUUGGAAUGCACAUAAAAGAACCCUUGACAGUUAGAAUUCAAUUGCUGUGUUGGCAAAAUUUCCCUCAUAGCACACUGCAUGGGGUAUGCUAAACUUCAUUAGCCUGAUUAAAACUUAGAAAUGUAGGACAUUAAAACACAUUUCAUUCAUUCAAUACAGCUGUUAUGAUAUGGUAUUCAUAUAUAAUUAUUAAAGGACCUAAGUCCAUAACUAAAAAUCCUCCAAAAUCUUCGACAUCGAAAACACAAAUUAUUGGUCAAUUUAAAUCAACAUCGAUGAUGUAAACUUACCGGGAAAAGAUGAGCUUCUGAUAUCCGAUAUUUAAGAUAAAAUAAUUUUUUUAACAUUGGUACACGAAUCGUGUACCAUAAUGCGCUUCAGCCCCAGUUGUAUUGAGGGACGAGGCUAGACACAUUGCACCAAAUCAAAUGGAGUUAUGUAGACUAGAAUAACUAGACGCUAGAAAUUUGAACUCAAUUGAGAUUGCUGACUUAUUUCACCGAACAUAACUGAUUUGAAAUUGGAGUAAAAACGGAAACCAUUAAAUGUAAAUCAGUUUAUAUACAUUCAUAUUACAGUAUUAUAUGCGUUGCGACCCACUUUUGUGAAUUUCUAGGUCCCAAAUGUUAGCGAUUAGCUCCUUUAAAGUAGUUCAACCAUGUCAAACCAAAGUUCUAAUAGCAGUGGAUAACAGUUGGGGUAUAAUUUCUUAAUGGCAAAAAGAUUUCUAUUUUCGGCUGUGCAUAUGAAAACUAUUUUAAUAAUUGAUAAUGAAUAAUAUAUGAAAAAUCUGCAAGGGCUGGAUUUUUCCUUUAAAAAUAUUUUAACGACCAUCAGUUCCAUAGAAAUAUUUAAUUAUAGUAUAUUUCAUCAGUCCCAUAAAAAAUGUAUCUAUUGUAUUUCAUCAGUCCCAUGCAAAUGUAGGUUGUUUACUUUUAAUUAAAAAUGUCUUCCAGGGGAUAUGAUAGUACAUGUAAAUAUAAAUUUGCAUUAAACGUUUUUACAAACCA
Messenger RNA from Patella vulgata (common limpet), 8960 nucleotides. Its product is annotated as sodium/hydrogen exchanger 9B2. The transcript has 13 exons. Gene Ontology annotation, cellular component: membrane. Gene Ontology annotation, molecular function: antiporter activity. Gene Ontology annotation, biological process: proton transmembrane transport. Bases 379 to 2106 code for a protein of 575 amino acids. Lineage: Eukaryota; Metazoa; Mollusca; Gastropoda; Patellidae. The record is from RefSeq and is a predicted model, not a curated record.